AUGAGUAUUCCAAGGUGCAUGGAAGGAAUGAUUUACCCCUCAAUUGGGAAUGAGGUUCCCAUUCCAUAUCACAAAAUUAUUAAUCCAAACUCUAAAACAUGGGUGUUGAAAAAUUUUCUUACAUGGAUUAAGAGUGAUCUUGGACCUUGGGGUCCACUUGUACUGGCUGUUGCAUAUAUUCCCCUUUCAAUUCUAGCUGUCCCAGCCUCUGUACUUACGCUCGGGGGCGGAUAUCUCUUUGGGUUGCCAGUUGGAUUUGUUGCUGAUUCUACUGGUGCUACACUUGGAGCAACAGCUGCAUUUCUUCUCGGGAGAACAAUUGGGAGGCCAUAUGUCAAAUCUAAAUUGAAAAAUUAUCCCAGGUUUCAGGCAGUUACUAUAGCGAUUCAGAAAUCCGGGUUUAAGGUUUGA
Molecule: messenger RNA, 411 nt
Organism: Daucus carota subsp. sativus
Lineage: Eukaryota; Viridiplantae; Streptophyta; Magnoliopsida; Apiales; Apiaceae
Exons: 5
Coding region: 1-411 (136 amino acids)
Cellular component (GO): membrane
Source: RefSeq, a predicted model, not a curated record